AUGAUUCAACCUGCAGAUUUGUCUAUUAAUAGAAAUAAUUUACUUAUUAUUAGCUCAUAUGAAGAUAAAAGCUUGACUUUAUCUAGUUAUAAUAAUACAAAUUCAACUAAUAUUCAAAAAAUUGAUGAUAUUUCUUUUGCAAUAAGCAAUGCAUCAAAAGAA
Molecule: messenger RNA, 162 nt
Organism: Cetraspora pellucida
Lineage: Eukaryota; Fungi; Glomeromycota; Glomeromycetes; Diversisporales; Gigasporaceae
Source: the annotation of a GenBank genome assembly